AAUUCUCAGCGGCGCAGGUCUGCAAGAGGGCUGAGGGCAGGAGAACAGGAUGGGGCGCGCCUUCUGUACCGUGUCUACGGUGCUUCUAACGCUGUUACUCUUCAUCCCCUCCACGCUACCGGGCCGACUAGUGAACGAGAAGACUCCAACACAAGCCGGGAUAACCGACCACGUCAAGACAGUCGAAUGUCGUGAUCCAGUGCAUCUUUCUUGCGACCGCGGCGUUCUACUUAUCAGGUCCAUCAAUUACCUGGGACACCGAGCAUGGCCAUAUUCUCGUUCUCCAUCCACAGCUGAUCUUCGCAAAAAAUGUGAUGGCAAACGCUAUUGCUUUGAGCCACUCCGAGAUUGCUUCAGACGAGAUGAGUACAAAGUCUCGUACUCAUGCAAAGAUGUAGAGGACGACCCAUGUAAGAAGAAACCAUGUGAGCAUGGUGCCUGUGUCGCCAAAAGUGGCCACUACACCUGUGACUGUGAGCGUGGAUGGACCGGGAAGAACUGCAACGACCGAAAGACUGACUGCCAUUCAACAUGUGAGAACGGCAUUUGCGAACGUGUGCCCUGGUACCCGUACGGGCUUUCGAGCAGUUACCGCUGCGAAUGCGACAGAGGCUGGUCAGGACAGAAUUGCGACCAAGAAACGGACCCAUGCAGACGAAACCCUUGUCAGAACGGCGCGUGUAUACCCACUGACCGUGGAAGGAGGUACAGCUGCGUAUGCGAUCCUGGAUGGACAGGAAAGAACUGCGACCAACAGACCGACCCAUGCGAAGGAAACCCUUGUGAUCAAGGCGUGUGUAUAGCCGAUGGCGCCGGAUACACGUGCAACUGUCGUCCUGGCUGGACCGGAAAGAACUGCAACCUUCGUAUAGAUUUCUGCAAGGGAAAUCUAUGUCUGCACGGGACUUGUGAAAACCAGAACGACGGAUACAAAUGCAAGUGUUUCAGUGGCUGGAGUGGAGGAUAUUGCAGACAAGAUAUCAAUGAAUGCUACGCCAAACCCUGUCACUUUGGAACGUGUGUGAACACUGAAGGCGGCUACAGUUGUCGCUGUGACCACGGAUGGACCGGUCAGAACUGCACCAAGGCGGCCGGUGACAAGAUGACGAUGUAUCUGGGUCAUGGUUCCCGUGGACGGCUAGUCUGCCCACACGGGGUUCUAGACGUGGUAUCUGCGCAGUACAGGCGGGACCCUGCUCAUGGAUGCCAGGGCCAGCCCAAAGCCUGUCUUGCCUGCGACGACCACCAUCUGGAUCAGCCGGCCAAGACCAGCGUGCGCGGAAGGUGCAACGGAAGAUGGUACUGCGACGUCAUCGCCACUUCAAGCUUCCUGUUGAAGGGACCGGAUUCUUGCGGCCAUGUGAGAAAGGACCUGGAGGUCGGCUAUCGCUGCGUGGAAGGUCAAAACAGGGAAACUCCGACUGAAUUGGAUACGACAGCAUCCAAAAACUCCGCGAACACCGGGGGCCCGAGCCUGACAGUCAUCUGCCGCUCAACAGGCGACCCCCCGCCCAACAUCACCUGGCGUCUCGGUGAUAAGGUCCUCACCGGCGAUGACAACAACAAACACACCGUCGUCGAGAAGAGGGGUGGACGUGGCGGGGAGUCCUACCUGGAGGCAAAGCUCACCAUCGCUGACUUGGCGAGUCAGAGCUCGGACGAUGAACGGUUCAUCUGCAUGGCAGGUCACAACGAAGACAAUGGCACUGAAGCCUCGUCCAUGGUCAAAGUGCUGGUGAGUGGGAUAGUCAUCACUGUGGCUGGGAUCGGAGCUGCUGCUUUCAGUAUCUACUUCUUCCGAAGAAGCAGCCUCUCCAGAAAACGCGAUACUGACAGCUCCACCUCCCUGCAUGGUUUGCAUGGCUCUGCUAGUCCAAUGCCUGGUCGCCUCCGACCGCUGCCAAGCCUACCAAAAACAAGAUGGAGCAUGGCAUCAAAGAGGGAGUCGGCGUCCAUCGCGAUCAUGGACUUCCUCAAGCCCAUCCCCAUCACCAUGCUGAAGAAAGAAUUCAACCGGAGACUGGCCAACGAGGAAAAGCUGUUCACGUAUGAAUACGAGGCUCUGCCCAAGCUGCUGGGGGAGGAACAUUCCCAGGCCUGCCAGAAGAACCGGGACAAGAACCGCUUCAGGAACAUCAUCAGCUAUGACCACAGCAGGGUGAUUUUGUCACUGGUUGGCGGCGAUCCGAGGUCUGACUACAUCAACGCCUCCUACAUCGACGGCUACAAAGAGGAGAAGAAGUACAUUGCAACUCAAGGCCCGAUGCAGAACACCGUGCAGGACUUCUGGCGCAUGGUCUGGGAGACCAGGUCCUCCACUAUCCUCAUGUUGUCGAACCUGGUGGAGAACUGCCAGAACAAGGUGUGUAAGUACUGGUCCGAGACCGACAUGAUGACUUACGGAGAGUUCCAUGUCGUCCUGACUGACACCGAAAAAAUGGACUUCUACAUCGCACGUACAUUCCUGCUCACAAAGGAUAACGUCACAGCACGACGCGAGGUGACUCAGUUCCAUUUCCUGGCCUGGCCUGACUUCGGCGUUCCCGAUGACCCCACUGACCUGCUGAAGUUCCAUCAGAUCGUGAUGAAGUCGGUGUGCCCUCGGCCCCAGAACCACCCCAUAGUCGUGCACUGCAGCGCCGGAGUGGGCCGUACUGGGACGUUCAUCACCAUCGACGCCAUGUUGGAGAUGAUGGCCGUGGAGAAGCAGGUUGACGUGUUCGGCUACGUGUCCAAGAUGCGCCGCAACCGCAGCUUCAUGGUGCAGGCAAAGGCUCAGUACGUGUUCAUCUACCAGGCCCUGCUGGACUCCCACCUCCGCGAGGAGCUGAAGCAGCGGAAGUGGAAGCUGUGGCCGCCGUCUGCCGUCAUCUCUCAGAUCAAGAUGGCCACGGCAAGGCGCAACUCUGAAGACGCACGUGCACAGAAAGGAGAAAACGAAAUCUGACCUCCAGCGCUGAUGACGUCAGGAAGCAAGAACAGACUCAAGUCAACUCACCCUGUCUGGUGCCCAAGUAGUUUCAACUAAAGCAUAUGGCGUUAAGCAACGUCUUUUUAAUGAGAAUAAUCAAACCAUCUCACUCUUCCAACUACGCAUGUGCAGUUAUGAUUCAUUGUUGUGGACUAAGGCCAAAGACCAAAGUUCCUCAGUUUGUGCAUAUCUUUGUCUAGAUAUGUUUGAAGCAUUUUCACUGGGAUAUUUGAAUGACCUUGACCCCUGACCUUACCCACAAUCACCUACGUUGCUGGAACUGUGAGUUGGCUUAUUUAAGUUUAAUUACCAGAGAAAGAAUGGAAAUCAGUCAUGCAGGCAGGCAAAGUAGUGAUGUACAUGUGUUUUGGUGAUGAUAUAUAUAGAAGGACCUAUUAUAUCUGUUUUAUUAACCUUUCUGUCAGAAUUUCAUCAUCAAAAAUACUUGAGAAUAUAAAAAGGUUUUAACUUAGUGAACAUUUCUUCAGUAUUGAAGAACAAUGCAAAUUUGUAACAUGGCAACUACAUAACACGGUGAAAAGGCGUGUUUUUAAGUUUUACUAUUCAGUUCUACCAUUUUGUAAGAUCAUAUACUCCAAACAUUUCUGUGAAUGUGGUAUUGUCAUUUCAUAUCUUUUCCUUCAAAGAAGGCUGUUUUGCUGAGCUUAUUAUCAUUUUACUUCAAUGCGAUGUUUAUCAUAACAAUAUACAUAUGCAUUGCCUGUACAAUCUAUUUUAAUGCAUCUUGUGAAAUGGCAUGAUUAUGAUGCACCCACUUUUAUAUUAAGAGAAUAGAGAAAUUUGUAUACACCCUUAUGCACUAUUAUGCGCAACAAGUUUUAUUAUCACACGGUAUUACCACAUGUAUAUAAUGUUUGUAAUCUAUAAAAAUGAAGGAUGAGAAAAAUGUAAGAAAACUAGAUGAGCAGAAGAGGGUGCAAACACCUACCAUUGAAGUAUUCUUUCAACAAAAGAACAAAAUUACAUUACUGUUAUGGGAAGUGCAAAAUCUAAUCACAUAUUUCUUCAACCAUGACAGACCAAGAAAUUACAAUGUAGUGAUUUCAAGUCAUCAAACAGACUUAAGAGACAAGACAAUAACAGCUAAAGCUUGGAUAAAAAUUUGUUGAAAAGAACCAAACUUCUAUAACCAAGGCAUCUUCACUCAAACUAAAUGCUUUUUCUUUUCUUAAAUUCAACUUAUUGUCAUCUGGUUGUAAUGAAAUAACCUCAGCGUCUUGUUUGAAAACAAAAUGGAAACAAUAUAUUUCAACAGAAAGCCAUUGAUGACUUAAACGUGUUUUUCUCGGGAUUGUAAAUGCCUACCAACUGCCAGAAAGCUUUGACUAUUCAUUCACCUUUUAGCAAUCCUGUCCGAGGAUAAAAGGAAAGCAUAGCUCCCUUGUCAGACAAGCCAGGGAAUGGCUCAGCCAGACUCGCAAUGCGCAUGUGCUGGCGUUAUGCAUUGUGGUCUAAGCUCAAAGUUUAAGGUUCCUUGUUGAUGUUUAAAACAUUCUCACAUGAUGUUUAUUUACUUCAGGAACAGCGAGAUGUCAUAUAAUUUUGUACGAGUUUAGAUGCUUUUAUUCUAGAAAUUGUAAAUUUCAGCAGCAUACUGACUUUUGUUACUCUUACAUCUCUGGUGAAGUGGGCGCUGUUCGGAACCAACGGGUAAAGUUUGAUUAUUGUUUUGCAUUUCAUUUGCUGUGGCAAAGUUGCAAUGUGUCAGUGGGCAUUUUACUCAACGCACAUCCAAAACGUUUCACGCCGGUCUCACUGAAAAAUUGAGCUGUGUAUUGACAAUGGUUUUGAACAAAAGAAAAUGUUGUGAAUAAUUUUCAUCUAGAAGAAAAAAAUUUAACAUUGUAGAUGACAAAUUUUCUUUGAUUAAAAUAAUUGGGCACUUAGACGAAUGUAAUGCGUGUGUUUCCUCAUACUUUCAAUGCUGUGUAAUUGACACUUUUUAUCUCAUAAUAAUCUCUACAAAAGGGAAAUGGUACUCAAAGAGCAAGGUGAUCGUCUGCCUUAAUAUGCCAGUGCGAGUGUUCUUUUUAACUCUCUGCAAACAUUUGGACUUUUUUCCUACAAUCUACCACUUAAUGAGGUGGGCACGUUUCCUUACUUUUUAGACUAAGACUGGAGCUGAAAC
This is a messenger RNA of Branchiostoma floridae (Florida lancelet), 5120 nucleotides long. RefSeq lists its product as uncharacterized. The transcript has 22 exons. The record is from RefSeq and is a predicted model, not a curated record. Gene Ontology annotation, biological process: protein dephosphorylation. Gene Ontology annotation, molecular function: calcium ion binding; carbohydrate binding; protein tyrosine phosphatase activity. Bases 50 to 2947 code for a protein of 965 amino acids. Lineage: Eukaryota; Metazoa; Chordata; Leptocardii; Amphioxiformes; Branchiostomatidae.